GACUUCACGCGGGGGCCGCGUACCGCGAAGUGCAGAAGCUGAUGCACCACGAGUGGCUGGGCGCGGGCGCGGGCCACCCCGUGGGCCUGGCGCACCCCCAGUGGCUACCCACAGGAGGAGGCGGAGGCGGCGACUGGGCUGGCGGUCCGCACCUGGAGCACGGCAAGGCGGGCGGCGGCGGCAGUGGCAGAGACGACGGCGGCGGCGGUGGUGGUGGUUUCCACGCGCGCCUGGUGCACCAGGGGGCAGCCCACGCGGGUGCGGCGUGGGCUCAGGGAGGCACAGCGCACCACUUAGGCCCAGCCAUGUCGCCGUCGCCAGGGGCCGGCGGGGGCCACCAGCCCCAGCCACUCGGGCUGUACGCGCAGGCGGCCUAUCCCGGGGGCGGCGGCGGUGGCCUGGCAGGGAUGCUGGCGGCGGGCGGCGGCGGAGCGGGACCGGGCCUGCACCACGCGCUGCACGAGGACGGCCACGAGGCGCAGCUGGAGCCGUCGCCACCGCCGCACCUGGGCACACACGGACACGCACAUGGACACGCACACGCCGGCGGCCUGCAUGCGGCGGCGGUGCACCUGCACCCGGGUGCGGGAGGCGGCGGUUCGUCGGUGGGCGAGCACUCGGACGAGGACGCACCCAGCUCAGACGACCUGGAGCAGUUCGCCAAGCAAUUCAAACAGCGGCGCAUCAAGCUGGGCUUCACGCAGGCCGACGUGGGGUUGGCGCUGGGCACGCUGUAUGGUAACGUGUUCUCGCAGACCACUAUCUGCCGCUUCGAGGCCCUGCAGCUGAGCUUCAAGAACAUGUGCAAGCUCAAACCUCUGCUCAACAAGUGGCUAGAGGAGACCGACUCGUCCAGCGGCAGCCCCACCAACCUGGACAAGAUCGCGGCCCAGGGCCGGAAGCGCAAGAAGCGCACGUCCAUCGAGGUGGGGGUCAAAGGCGCGCUUGAGAGCCACUUUCUCAAGUGCCCCAAGCCCUCAGCGCACGAGAUCACAGGCCUGGCGGACAGCCUGCAACUGGAGAAAGAGGUGGUGCGCGUCUGGUUCUGCAACCGGCGGCAGAAGGAAAAGCGCAUGACCCCGGCAGCCGGUGCCGGCCACCCGCCCAUGGACGACGUUUACGCUCCCGGCGAGCUGGGACCGGGUGGGGGCGGCGCAUCGCCGCCCUCCGCGCCCCCGCCGCCCCCACCGGCCGCGCUGCACCACCACCACCAUCACACACUGCCCGGCUCGGUGCAGUGACCCCGCGGGCCGGGCCCCCGCCGGCGCGAGGCGCGGGCGCGCAGUCCUCCCGUGCGGCCUGGACUCUUUUUGUUCGGUUGCUUUGGAUUUUACAAAAAUGCCCAGAAACUUUCAAACAAAACCAAACACCCGGACGACCCUCUCUUGGCGAGCGGCGAAGCCUGCUGGUAAGCAGUGUCGCCUGAGACUUGGGAGAGAGAAGCGAAGAUCCGGAACGCGCCAAGUCACCUCGGGCAUCCUGCCCGGCGCCUGCUCCCUGUCCCCAUCCCCUCGACGAUUCCCGCCCCUGCCCCCCGGGCUGUUCGGGGCCGGAUCCCGGCAGCGGCCUCCCCACAGCGACAGGUAACGCGGUGCGGGGUUAGGGAUUCCUCGGGAGAGGAUGAAGUGAGGCGAGUUCCCCAUCCCCUCUCCCCGGCGCGGACUCUCCAGCCUGCCGGUAAAGGGCAGGGGGCUGUCACUUUCUGCGCUCCACACCUCUUCUCUCCCCUGAGGAUGCGCCCCACCCCUUUCCCCUUCAUCCGGGCUUGGUUUUUUACGGUUUUUAUUUAUUCGCGGAGCCUCUCGGUUCCGGGGGUCCUUCUAACUCCGCCCGCGCCCUUAAUUUAAAUCGCUGUAUACUGUAUUUAUCGGGGCCCCGGAGGGGAGGCCGCGAGAGCCGCGUCUGUGUAUAAAGCAGGAAAUAGCCAAAGCUUUAAUCUAGCCUAAUUUAUUUUC
Molecule: messenger RNA, 1955 nt
Organism: Elephantulus edwardii (Cape elephant shrew)
Lineage: Eukaryota; Metazoa; Chordata; Mammalia; Macroscelidea; Macroscelididae
Gene: POU3F1
Product: POU class 3 homeobox 1
Exons: 1
Coding region: 42-1241 (399 amino acids)
Biological process (GO): brain development; regulation of transcription by RNA polymerase II
Cellular component (GO): nucleus
Molecular function (GO): RNA polymerase II cis-regulatory region sequence-specific DNA binding; DNA-binding transcription factor activity, RNA polymerase II-specific
Source: RefSeq, a predicted model, not a curated record